Molecule: messenger RNA, 1710 nt
Organism: Malassezia vespertilionis
Lineage: Eukaryota; Fungi; Basidiomycota; Malasseziomycetes; Malasseziales; Malasseziaceae
Exons: 2
Coding region: 1-1710 (569 amino acids)
Biological process (GO): regulation of transcription by RNA polymerase II
Cellular component (GO): Set3 complex
Molecular function (GO): protein binding; transcription corepressor activity
Source: RefSeq, a predicted model, not a curated record
AUGGGAUCCGCGUCGGAGCAUGCGCCGCAGUUCUCCGCAUCGGAGGUCAAUCUACUGAUCUACCACUACCUCAAGGAAUCGGGGUUUCUGCACACAUGUUUUGCGCUGCGGCACGAGGCGCGGCUGGACAAUGUGCCGGCGGCGCACGCGGCGGUUGUUCAGCCCGCACAGCUGCUGGGCUACUUGCAGCGGGGGCUCCUGUACGCGACUGCGGAGCGCCAGGUGCUUGCACAGAAUGCGGACCAGGUUGUGCCGGACCCGCUGAUUGCGCUCCACGGUCCGGACGCGGUGAAGCGCGGAUUGACGCCGGGGGCAGAGACGAGGGCGCGUGCAGAGAAUAGAAUCGAUGCGGGCGCACAGACGCACGAGGUAGAGCACCGGAGUGUACGGGAUGCACCAUCGCGCACGCCCAUGGCCAUCGGCGAGGCAAGGGAGCCGGCGCCGCCGCACAAGCGCAGCCCAGCGCCCGCGCCCGCGCCCGCGCGCGAGAAGCGCGCCAAGACAGAACCGAGCCUCGAGGCACGCCCCGAAAGCAGCAGCACCGACAAGCUCGCGAAGAAGAAUAAAGCACCCACCUCGUACACGUCGCCCGACGUCACAGUACUGCACGGGCACGCCUCCGAGGUAUUCGUCACAGCAUGGAACCCCGCCGUGCCUGGACUGCUUGCGAGCGGCGCAGGCGACGCGACGGUACGUAUUUGGGACUUGCAUGCGAGCCCCAUGGAAAUGCCGGCUGUGUGCAAGCACCUCCCGCCGACGCAGGCGAAGAACAUCGCGGCGCUUGCGUGGAAUCCAGACGGAACGCUGCUCGCUUCUGGCUCGCACGACGGCAUCUUGCGGCUCUGGACGCCCCAGGGCGACCUGCACCUCGUCAUGUCUAUGCACCAGGGGCCCAUCUUUGCCGUGCGCUGGAACAGCCAAGGGAAUCUCUUGCUCACGGGCAGUGGCGACGGCACAGCCAUUGUGUGGGACGUGGGGAGAGGCCGCGUCCGCCAGCAGUUUAGCCUCCACGCCGACAAUGUGUUGGACGUGCAGUGGCUCGGCACGGCUGCAAACGGUAUGUUUGCCACGUGUUCUGCGGACAAUGCGAUCCAUCUCUGCAAGCUCGGCGAGCCGCGCGCACUGCAGUCGUUUAGGGGGCACACGGACGAGGUGAACUCGAUCCAGUUCGAUCCGUCGCACACGCUGCUCGCGAGUGCGUCGGACGACGGCACGGCGUGUAUCUGGGCGGUGGACGCGCCGAGCGCGCGUGCAGCGCAAGACACAGACGCGCGGACCAAUGCGGAGAAGGGUCUGCGCUUCCGCUUGCGUGGUCACACCAAGGAACUGUACGCACUUGCGUGGUGUCCUACAGGGCCAAACACCACGCAUCCCGAUCGCCCGCGCAUGCUUGCGACGGCAAGCUUUGACCACACGGCACGUAUUUGGAACGCAGAUACGGGGGAAUGUAUCCGUGUAAUCAGCGCGCACGACCAGAGCGUAUAUGCUCUUUGUUUCAGCCCUUCCGGACAGUACCUCGCUACGGGUGGAAUCGACGCGCGGACAGCCAUCACACGUAUUUCUGACGGCGAGACGCUGCAUACGUAUCAGGGCGGCGGCGCCGUGCUCGACAUUGCGUGGCACAAGCGCGCCAGCGAGGACACCGACGAGCUCGCGCUGGCCCAAGCGGACAAGCACGUGGUCGUGCUCCGGCCCCACCUGCCCCCGUAG